AUGCGCAUUCCGCGUGUCACGUUACGAAACAAACGGGGUCACCACGCCCGUGUAAGGCCUGGUGCUGGCAGUUAGGUUCAAUUUUCGAAACAAAAUUAAAGAUCUUUGAGAUGUCAUUACCUAUGGAAACUGGGAAAAAGAAACUUGGCCGACCAUUUGGGGCUAAAACGGGCUGCGUUGCUCAAAGAUUGAGCAUGGGAUUGGGACGAGGGCGUGGUCGAGGAAGCCUGAAUAAGCUGAUAAGGUCUUCAAUUUUGCAUCAAAAACAUGCCGAUUUGAGGAUGAAAAUGUUGAACAGGGGAAAGGAGUUCCCUGAAGAGGAGGAAGAACCUAGUGGUGGGCAAGGCAACUGCGAAGAGCGGGAUGAUGAAGAGGGGCGGGUCAAAGUGUUUGUGCCUGAAAACAGGACUAUCCGCUUGACAGACAUCAACCCUUUUAUUACGUGUCAACUGUGCUGUGGGUACCUGAUAAACGCCGUCACCAUAGUCGAAUGUCUUCAUACUUUUUGUCAUAGUUGUUUAGUCAAACACUUCUAUGUCCACCUGAAGUGUCCUGCCUGUGAUAUUCUUGUCCAUCCAACAAAUCCUAUGGCCAAUGUCAAAUAUGAUCAACUGAAACAAGAAAUAGUCUCAAAGCUACUUCCUAGUUUACUAACUGAGGAAGAGGAGAGAGAGAGGAAAUUCUACAUUUCAAAGGGACUUCCUGUGCCACAAAAAGAAGAUUUGUCAAAGAAAACAAACGAGCCUACCUCUGAAGAGAAGAAGAAAGUCCGGCCUAAAGAGCGUCAUCGACUUGUGUCACUGGUGCUCGAGUUUGAGGGAUGUGGCACCGGUGUUGACCGGUGUCGGCCAUUAUCGAAGAGGUUUAUCCGGGUGACGUCGAAUGCUACGGUACAAAAUGUGCAACACUUUAUCAGGAAGAAGCAUAACCUGAGUGACAAUUGCCAGAUCAAGGUGUGCUGUGAUAUGUAUGAGUUGAAUGAGGAGUUGUCAUUGGAGUACAUCAGGCAAACACUCUUUGAUGAUCAGGAGUGCAUUAUUCCCCUCCAAUAUCGAUUUGAAAAGCGGGUCAGCGAGGAUAAGUCAUUCUAUACAGGCAGGACAAGAAAUACAGAAGACGAAUUUCUCUGAGGAUACUAGACUUUCCCACCAAGUGACUUGCGUUCAACUUGGAUGCAAUUCUAGUUUGCCAUUCUUGUACAAUUAGAACCACAUGUAGAAACUUUGAACAUGAGACAAUGAGCCAAUAUCAAAGUGAUGUUACACAAAAUAGGAAAGUUCCUCAGGUCAUGAUUUGGGCAGUAUUCAAGAGGAGGCAGUUUUCAAUUUUUAAUUACAAUAUUAAUAUGAGAUUUCAUAAAGGGUUAGGGCUGCUAUUUGGAGCAGAAGCCCAUCGUUUACUUGAGGGACAUUCCUGAUAUAUUUCAUGCUUCAAGGUCAGUAUUUGUACAUUCCAUAUUCAAGACAAUUGUACACUGGAUGAUGUAGCCAGCAAGUGUAUGGUGCAUCUUGAUAUCUGUAGCUUGGUCAGUGUGAGGAAAUUGUAUAUGAAAUUGAAACGCCUGAGUGCCGUUUUUUUAUACGGGUUGACCAUUCUUUUGGAGCCUUUGAGCUGUUUAAUGAAGAAAUGUACAUACUGCUUAACUAAUGUUCGUUAAUAAAAUCAA
Lineus longissimus is the source of this 1666-nucleotide messenger RNA. RefSeq names its product polycomb group RING finger protein 3-like. Gene Ontology annotation, cellular component: PRC1 complex. Gene Ontology annotation, biological process: regulation of transcription by RNA polymerase II. The record is from RefSeq and is a predicted model, not a curated record. Gene Ontology annotation, molecular function: metal ion binding. Lineage: Eukaryota; Metazoa; Nemertea; Pilidiophora; Heteronemertea; Lineidae. Bases 111 to 1130 code for a protein of 339 amino acids. The transcript is spliced from 9 exons.